GGAUAAAAAUAAAAGUCCAAAUUCUCAAAGAAGAAAUGAUAACCAUUCAAAAGUUUCAAUUGCAUUAGUUACAAUAGCAUAUUUAUUGGGUAAUAUUGAUAGAGUCAAUAUUGGCAAUGCAAAAAUAGCAGGUUUUGUAGCUAAUACGGGAAUAAAAGAAUCGGAUUUUAACAAUGCACUCUCGUGUUUUUAUAUUGGAUACGUAUUAUUUGAUAUCCCAUCAAAUAUAAUGACAAAAAAAAUUGGCAUCAAUUUUUGGUUUCCAAUUAUAAUGAUCGGGUGGGCUAUUUGUUCAUUGAUUCAAGCCUUUAUUGUUAACGCUGCAGAACUAUAUGUCUUGAGGAUUUUGAUUGGCAUUUUUGAGUCGGGAUUGACUCCUGGCUUCUUAUUUUAUUUAACACUAUGGUAUGAUCCUUACGAGCUAACCGUCAGAGUUGCCUUUUGUUUUGGCAUGGCUAUGUCUGCCGGAGCAUUUGGUGGUAUUGCAGCGUAUGGUAUAGAGCAAAUGGAUGGAUAUGCAGGAUUGUAUGGAUGGCAAUGGAUAUUUAUCAUAGAAGCAUUUCCAACAAUAAUUGUGGCGUUGGUUUUUUUUUUUGUUCCUAAAAAUCCAGAAAGCGCUAAAUUUUUAUCAAAAGAAGAAGUCUCAUUAAUUCAAAAAAAACUAAAAUCAUCAUCUUCUUCAAAAAAAUUAUCAAAUGAAUUAACAAAGAAACAAUUAAUCAGUGUUUUCACCGAUUAUAAGAUUUAUAUUUAUACACUAAUGAUGACCUUAACAGUGACAAUCUCCAGUUCUCUCCUAGUAUUUACACCGUCAAUCAUCAGAGAUUUAGGGUUUGAUGCAUUGGCGGCACAGGCAUUAUCAACGCCACCAUUUAUAAUAGGUACCAUGGGAAUAUUUUUUACUGCUUGGUCAAGCAAUAGAAAUAAUGAACGUGGCUUACAUAUUGUUGGACCCGGGCUGGUUUCGAUUGCUGGAAUCCUUGGAUUGAUUUUUGUUGAGCCGGUUAAAGCAAACAUAACGGCAAGAUAUAUAUUAUUUUGUAUUGUUAUCACCGGAGCGCUUUCGUACCUUCCAGUCCUCACUGGUUGGUUUAUAAAUAAUAUUGCAAUAGCUUUUAUAGUCGGUGUGGGACAAAUCGGAGGAAUUAUAGGAGGUCAAGUGUAUAGAGCAGAUGAUUCACCAAAAUUUAUACGUGGUCAUUCGAUAUUGCUGGCAUUUUCGUGUUUAAAUAUAGCUCUGGCUUUAUUAAUGAAAUUCAUAUUACAUAACAUUAAUAAAAAACGAAACUCGAUUAGUUUGACCAAUGAAAGUAAUUUUGGGUCAGGAAUAGGGAAGGUGGAUUAUAGUGUAGAAAGUUAUGAUGAAGAAUUAUGUGAUAAUCAUCCUAGUUGGAGAUUUGAAACCUAA
This is a messenger RNA of Entrophospora sp. SA101, 1408 nucleotides long. Lineage: Eukaryota; Fungi; Glomeromycota; Glomeromycetes; Entrophosporales; Entrophosporaceae. The record is from the annotation of a GenBank genome assembly.